GUUAGAUUACAGAUACACUUCCCUUUCUGCACUCUUCAGCUGCCACCCUACUGCCUAUCAUGGACAGUGCAUCCGACCUGCUCACCCUACCAAACGAGUUGCUGAAGCAGAUCAGCUUCUACCUGUGCGACGACCCCACAUACAAUGCAAGGCGUCCGCAGCAACAGCUGCUGAAUUUUUCCAUGUGCAACCGCCAGCUUCGUGCCGCCUGCUCACCAGCGAUAUGGCACCAAUUCAUUAUGCGCCGACGGACCAGUAGCGACAGCCAGGACUACACGAUCGAUGAUGACAGAGCUGGGGCCAAGUCAUGGCUUGUCAACAAUGACAGAUCAACGGGUGAAGUGACCGUGCCAGAAGCCCUCAUCAAAUAUGGCUGCUUUGUUCGCAGCUUUAGGGUCACUUUCAGUCUGGACGAGCCCAGCUUUGACGCCGACUGGGCGAUGUUUUGUGAGCUGCAAAAGCACUGUCCUGGAAUCACAGCUCUGUCUGCUGUUGUGCAUGUGCUGGAUGAUGCCUCCACUGAUUACUUUGCCCGGUUCUUUGGUGCGGUAGAGCAAAAACUGCCGAAUCUUUUUCGCCGACUCAACUCAGCCAUGGUUAUCCGAAACGCAUUUGAUAUGGAUCAUACACCACAUACAGAGCUGGCUGAGGUUUUGGCACGGCUGCCUCUAUUGAAGCACUUCAGUUCGCUAGGCGUGGCAAUAUCUCAGAAGCUGCUUUGCAGGAUCUUUGCAGGAAAGUCUAUCGAGACUGCCAUGUUUUCAGAGAGCGAGUGCGACGGAGACGACCCAGAUGCCAUACUAUCUGUAGUCAAGGAUCCGCUUCUGCUGCGGGAUAUUGCGGUUGGCAAUAACGAGUUUAUCACCUCGAGCCUCCUUCAGCCGCUGACCCAAGCCCUAGCCGAGCUAAGUGAUACAGACAAGGACCGGUUCCCGUACCUACGCUUGCUAGACAUGUCAGGUUGCGAGUCCAUUGAUUGCGAGAAGCUCCUCUACUAUUCCCGCACACAUCAGUGGCCGAACCUCUACUCGCUUGACCUCAGCAGAUCGGUGAUAUCUAUGAAGAUGUUGCCAGCAAUCGGUGACAUGUGUCCAAACUUGCGCACGCUCGGCAUCGCUGCAGAAUUUGGCGAGCUAGAAAACGAUGGCAAUUCCUUGUUUGAGCACCGGAUCGGGAGGUACUUUGUGAAGAUGCUGGAGAAGCUGAGUCGGCUCCAGCUGCUGGAGCUGGCGUUCACAUCUCAGCGAAUGCUGGACCAGUUGUUUGGACCGAAUAUGCCAGGUGUGCUAAAGGAAUCUCUGGUAUCGCUUCGACUUAGUGAGGAGGUGGCAAGAUACGGUGGCAAAAGCAACCUGCAAGCCAUUGCUACCGGGCUAGCCAAAAUGAAGGCGCUGCGGAGCGUUGUAAUUGAAAUAGAGAACCCAAAGCACAAGUCCAAGUGGGAGCAGGCGCUGUCAGGCCCAGAGUUUUCCAGAGCCGCUGUGCUGAUACUGUGCUAGUAGAACUGCUCUUCAUAUCUUUACUUUAUUAAAGUAGGUAGGCCUG
Messenger RNA from Linderina pennispora, 1545 nucleotides. RefSeq lists its product as uncharacterized. Lineage: Eukaryota; Fungi; Kickxellomycota; Kickxellomycetes; Kickxellales; Kickxellaceae. Bases 60 to 1499 code for a protein of 479 amino acids. The record is from RefSeq and is a predicted model, not a curated record. The transcript has 2 exons.